CCCACGCUCUGGCCAUAUACAACCUCCGCCACCAGGACGCACUUAAGACCGCGCUUGGCCAGACGUGGUGGAUAAACUUUAGGGAGCGGCACCACCAUCGCCUUACAGCCCGGACCCCAGACAUCAUUGACCGUGGGAGGGCAUCCUGUGCCAAGAGGGGGGCCAUCGAGGAGUAUUUCAGGCUCCUCACCACCUCCCGCCCCAGCCGCAGAAAAACAGUGCCCCUCGGGGCUGCUCCAGCCACCAGCUCCGGCCUUUCCAACGCCGGUCCCUCAGCCUCUUGUGCCUCCCAUGGUCCCCGGCUGCCUGCCACCACCAAUACACCAGCGAGCCUGCCUGUUGAGGGACAUUACCACCUUCCCCCAUCUCCUGGUCAGCAAGUCUCUGUGCCUUCAACAUCAACCGCAGCAGGCCUCCGAGGGUCCCAAGCUCCUUCCUCUCCCUCCCACUACUCUCAAGACCGGACAACAACCCUGUCAUCAAGCUCCUCGUCCUCGCCUGCUGGACCCACGACAUCCACCGGUCACACCACUGAAGAAAUGGAGCAGAUGGUUCGGUGGUGUGGCCGGUGCAGGGAACCUGACCCUCCGGAGAGUUCGGAGGGAUUGGUGUCGUGGCACUCUAAGAGAGCAGAAAAUGGGUUCCACGAUAUCUAAAGAGAUUGAGAGCAUGGCUUCAAGCCAAGAGCAGACAGAUACUACUGACGAAGACAAUGUAGUAGGAAGAGCAGUUGAUCAACAAGAGCAGACUGAUCCUACUGACCAAGACAAUGCAGUAGGAGGAGCAGUCGACCAACAAGAGCAGACAGAUCCUACUGACCAAGACCAUGCAGUAGGAGGAGCAGUUGACCAACAAGAGCAGACAGAUCCUACUGACCAAGACCAUGCAGUAGGAGGAGCAGUUGACCAACAAGAGCAGACUGAUCCUACUGACCAAGACAAUGAUACUACUGACCAAGACAAUGCAGUAGGAGGAGCAGUUGACCAACAACAGCAGACAGAUCCUACUGACCAAGACAAUGAUCCUACUGACCAAGACAAUGCAGUAGGAGGAGCAGUCGACCAACAACAGCAGACAGAUCCUACUGACCAAGACAAUGCAGUAGGAGGAGCAGUCGACCAACAACAGCAGACAGAUCCUACUGACCAAGACAAUGAUCCUACUGACCAAGACAAUGCAGUAGGAGGAGCAGUUGACCAACAAGAGCAGACAGAUCCUACUGACCAAGACAAUGAUCCUAAUGACCAAGACAAUGAUCCUACUGACCAAGACAAUGCAGUAGGAGGAGUUGACCAACAAGAGCAGACAGAUCCUACUGACCAAGACAAUGCAGUAGGAGGAGCAGUUGACCAACCACCUGAUGACCUGCAACACCGUGAGAGUCAGGAAAAAGAACUAAUGGAGCUCCGUGAAAAUGUCCAAACUCAAAGAGGUUUGAUUGCAAAGUGCAAUGCUCUGAAUUUGGCCAAAGAGGCCAUUGAGAAAGACUUGAGACAAGAAAUUCAGGAGCUAAAGAAUACGCUGACGCUGUACAAAGCAGAGCACCUGAGAGCAAAUGAGGCUCUGCAGCAAGAGAUUGAGGAGCUCCACAAAAGGCUGUCUUCGGAGGAAAGGUGUGAUGCAAAGAGGGACACAAUUGAAGCCAUGAGGCUCCAAAAUGACACAAUGAGAGAGGAGUUCGAGGAGCUCAAGAAGAAUCGUCAAACUAUAAAAGCUUUGGAUGAAGUCUUCGAUGCACAUCGGGCAGAGGAAGAGGCGAUUAGCAAGGAAAACGACGAACUCCAACAACGUAUUCAGGACAUGCGCAAAGACAUCCGUAAUGAAAAGUCUUUGCAGGAAAUGGAUAACAUGGUGAUAGCAUCACAUGUGGUCCUCAGAAAACAAAGUGACGCACUGAAACAACAACUCAUGGAGCAAACCAAAAAGUAUGACGAACUGAAAGUUCGGGAAGUCAUGUGGAAGGAGAGGAAGAGCAGCAUGGACUUAUUGAGCAGAGAAAAUGAUAACAUCGAACAACAAGUUCAGGCGAUUACAAGAAAGGUCCAGAACAAAGAAAACUUGGAGAAGAAAAACAGGCACAUUAAAUCAGAAGAAAAAGUCGUCUCGACCAGAAAUACAGAGCUUCUCAAAAUACGUGGAAAGCUCUACUCAAAGCUUGUAUGUAUCGGCGACCCUGAAAACGAUUGCCAAACUGUGGCAGACGAGAUAGAAGCCAUGAGAGAGUUCAAUCAGAAUCUCCAAGAAGAAAUCCAGGAGCUCAACGAGGAGGUCAUAAACAAAACUGCUUUGCAAGCAAAAUAUAAAUCAAUGAAAGCAGAGAAAAAGGUUCUAACUCACGAAAAUGCCAACCUGUAUAAAGAACUUCAGGAGCAUCACAAAACGAUUGCAAAGGAACAAGCUUUGAAAGACAGGAAUGCUAUCCUUGCAGAAGAAAAUCAAUUAGUGCGUGAUCAAAACCUCUCACUUGACUACGAGAUCCAGGAGCUCUACAGCAGACUCCAAAGUGAGAAAGUAUUGGAGGCCUCACAUCAGUUGCUGAAGGUGCAAAAAAAUGCCAUGAGACAGCAAAAUGAUUCACUUCGACGAGAGGGCCGGAUGCUCCAUAAAAGGUUGAGAAGACAAGAAACUUUACAAAAUCAGUGCAAAGCGACGAACGCGGAGAAAGAGAACAUCAGCCGAGAGCGUGACAUCCUACAACAACAAAUCCAGCUGCUGAACAGCAUGUGAGGAGCUGUGUUGUGGGUUUACUCCGGGUGCUCCGGUUUACCUCUCACAAAAAAAGCUGAAAUAUGACAGUUGUGUCAUACCCUCGAACACCGUGGUGGACACCGGUGGUCAGGGAA
Sebastes umbrosus (honeycomb rockfish) is the source of this 2843-nucleotide messenger RNA. RefSeq names its product kinesin-related protein 4-like. Bases 292 to 2727 code for a protein of 811 amino acids. The transcript has 7 exons. Lineage: Eukaryota; Metazoa; Chordata; Actinopteri; Perciformes; Sebastidae. The record is from RefSeq and is a predicted model, not a curated record.